UGUCUCACCAGCUCGAUGCCUGCGGACCUCGCUGUCACCUACGUGGAUAGUGUGUUGCAAGUGGAAGUUGGUGAGCCAUCUAAAGAAGAAAAGGCUGUAGCCAAAUACCUUCGAUUCAACUGUCCAACAAAGUCUACCAAUAUGAUGGGCCAUCGGGUUGACUAUUUUAUUGCUUCAAAAGCAGUGGAUUGCCUUUUGGAUUCAAAGUGGGCAAAGGCCAAGAAAGGAGAGGAAGCUUUAUUUACAACAAGGGAGUCUGUGGUUGACUACUGCAACAGGCUUUUAAAGAAACAGUUUUUUCACCGAGCACUAAAAGUAAUGAAAAUGAAGUAUGAUAAAGACAUUAAAAAGGAAAAAGAAAAAGGAAAAGCUGAAAGUGGAAAAGAAGAAGAUAAAAAGAGCAAGAAAGAAAAUCUAAAGGAUGAAAAGACCAAAAAGGAAAAAGAGAAAAAAAAAGAUGGUGAAAAGGAAGAAUCCAAAAAGGAGGAAGCUCCAGGAACUCCCAAAAAGAAGGAAACUAAGAAAAAAUUCAAGCUUGAGCCACAUGAUGAUCAAGUUUUUCUGGAUGGAAAUGAGGUAUUUGUGUGGAUCUAUGACCCAGUUCACUUUAAAACCUUUGUCAUGGGAUUAAUUCUUGUGAUUGCAGUGAUAGCAGCCACCCUCUUCCCUCUUUGGCCAGCAGAAAUGAGAGUGGGUGUUUAUUACCUCAGUGUGGGUGCAGGCUGUUUUGUAGCCAGCAUUCUUCUCCUUGCUAUUGCUCGUUGCAUUCUGUUUCUCAUCAUUUGGCUCAUAACUGGAGGAAGGCACCACUUUUGGUUCUUGCCAAAUCUGACUGCUGAUGUGGGCUUCAUUGACUCCUUCAGGCCUCUGUACACACAUGAAUAUAAAGGACCAAAAGCAGACUUAAAGAAAGAUGAAAAGUCUGAAACCAAAAAGCAGCAGAAGUCUGACAGUGAGGAAAAGUCAGACAGUGAGAAAAAGGAAGAUGAGGAGGGGAAAGUAGGACCAGGAAAUCAUGGAACAGAAGGCUCAGGUGGAGAACGGCAUUCUGACACAGACAGUGACAGGAGGGAAGAUGACCGGUCCCAACACAGUAGUGGAAAUGGGAAUGAUUUUGAAAUGAUCACAAAAGAGGAAUUGGAACAACAAACAGAUGGUGAUUGUGAAGAGGAGGAAGAAGAUGACAAUGAUGGAGAAACAACUAAAUCUUUACAUGAAAAAUCAUAAUCUGUCUAAUUUGGGGGACUAAAAAAGUGCAAGAGGUUGGAUUUCUAUGUUGGCUGAUCAUCAUAAUGCAUACCUGACAUUUGUAGCAUUCUUUAAGUCCACUUACUGAAAUGUAUUUGACAUCCUGGGACUAUUCAGUCCUUCAUUUCAUAGAAUACUAUUAUUGGUACAGUCAGAAGCCAUUUAUAAGUUUUAUCUAUUUGAUCAUUUUACAGUACAUAGGUCUCAUUAAUUUUGAUAGUUGUCAAAGGUGCACUUUCCACAAUGACAUUGAGAUUAAUGGCAUUUUUGAUAGUUGUAUGGCUUUUUACUGUUAGACUAAUCAAAAUAAUUAAAUGAAUAAAAAGAAACAACAAAAUUUCAGAUUAUGUGCAGUUAUGUAGCCAUUUCACAGUUUCUUUGAGAUGAAAUGCUUAAACUCACUGUUUUUGACAGUUAACUUUUGUUGAUUAUAAAAUUACAUCAGGAAAUUUCUAAGGUUCUGAGUUAACAGGGUUCAAAAGCAUUCUGUGGAAACAAGCCAACUAGCAUACUGAAACAGCACUUGUAGUUUAGCUACAAAUCCUCCUUUUCCAGCUUAGGAAAUCCAAACUGGUCUGUACGUCGGAUUCAGAGAGGGGUAUUCAUCUCCAGAGAAAGCAAGCCCGUUGAGUGGGAGGGGAUGAGUCGUCUUCCCGUUUCCUUGUCGUAAAGUAAAUGUAUUCUGUAUAUAAUUUACAAAUAAACAUUUUAUUUUAAUUGUUACUUAUUAUUUAGACAUUUUCCUAACACUUAAAUUUGUAAAAUUAAGACCAUUUAAGGGUAUGUUUUUAGAGAAAUGGAAGUUCCAAUAACCCGCAGAACAUCUGUGAUCUUUCUACAGCAGCUUCAAGUUUUGUGCCAACAUUCCAUGUAUUUGAAUGAGUUAAAACGAUCCUUAUUAAAUAAGAACAGACUUAAAUUAGCUGUUUGUACGCCUUAAUGUUCAGUUUGAUUUAUCUUAAAUCUCUACAUUCUGAAGUGGGUACUGUAUUAUCAGACCUGGAGGCACUGCUAUGAAAGAUAAUUCACUGUUCUAAAAUAUCAAUUUAAAAUAAAGAGCAUACAAGAAAACAUAA
Messenger RNA from Myotis davidii, 2324 nucleotides. RefSeq names its product SEC62 homolog, preprotein translocation factor (gene SEC62). The record is from RefSeq and is a predicted model, not a curated record. Gene Ontology annotation, cellular component: endoplasmic reticulum; endoplasmic reticulum membrane. Gene Ontology annotation, biological process: post-translational protein targeting to membrane, translocation. The transcript has 8 exons. NCBI's taxonomy places the organism in Eukaryota, Metazoa, Chordata, Mammalia, Chiroptera, Vespertilionidae. The coding region runs from base 16 to 1227 and encodes 403 amino acids.